Scheffersomyces amazonensis is the source of this 1678-nucleotide messenger RNA. RefSeq lists its product as uncharacterized. Gene Ontology annotation, biological process: maintenance of rDNA; regulation of exit from mitosis. NCBI's taxonomy places the organism in Eukaryota, Fungi, Ascomycota, Pichiomycetes, Serinales, Debaryomycetaceae. The transcript has a single exon. The record is from RefSeq and is a predicted model, not a curated record. Bases 87 to 1625 code for a protein of 512 amino acids.
CACGCGUUUUUUGUAAACAAUCAAAGUAAACAAUAACCCCAUCGGUAUUCUUCGUAUUCCAACUCAGUAAAUAAUUAUAUAUCACCAUGUCUAAGAGGGUUAUAAGACAUACUCCACUAUUAACAAAGUUAACUAGUGUGCCAUUUGAUUUAUAUCUUUAUUUAAAUGAAUUACAUUCAUCAAUUGAAUGGGAUGAUUUUUCCGUCUCGGUGGCCUUACCAUUAGGUAUAGGAUUAACUAUAAUAACUAUAAUUUGUCAAGGAUUAAAUAAUUAUUAUAAUUCUAUUAAUGUGAAAUCUAAUAAUGCAUUAUUUGAUACUGAUUAUUAUAAUUAUGAAAGAAUUAAACGUUCAUUAUCAUAUAAUGAACAACUUCAACAACAAUCUAGUCAUGGACAAAUAGUUCCAUCAAUCUUAUGGUUAUUAAAUGGUAUUUCUUCAUUAAUAGUUAUUUUUGGAUUAUUUAAUACAUAUCAAAUCAUUACCUCCUAUAAGAAUUAUAAGUUAUUAAAUGCUUCAAGUAAACCUUCAAGUCCUUCAGCAUUUAAAGGUUCAUUAAAUCAUUCAAAUCUGAUUAUUGUUAAAUCAAUAAAUUAUUUAUUACUGGCUAUAUUUGGUAAACCUGAAAUUGAUGAAGAUGAAGAUGAAUCACAAUUAAUAGAUGAUACUAUUGAUAUUGAAGAUGAAGAAGUAUGGCAAUUAAAUAUUUGGGAUCCAUCUAAAUUUCAAUUACAUUUAUUAAUUGGUUUAAAUCCAGUUAAUUUAUUUAUAAUUCAUUUUAUUAAUAAUCAAAGUAAUUUAUUAAAUUAUGUGGGUACACUUGGAUUGGUUUCAAUUACAAUUUCAAUUAUGAUUAAUAAAUUUACAUUAUUAGUUAAAGAUAAACAAAUUCUUUAUGAAGCCAUGUUUAAAGAGUAUAAUACGAAAUUUGUAAAUCCUAAAGUUAAUAAAGUUAAAAAGGAUGUAGUUAUUGAUGCUUGUAGAGGUCCUUAUUAUGGAGAUGAUGUAUUAACUAAAUAUGCUGAUACAAAACUGAGAAUAUUUAUAACUCAUGAUAUAAAUGGUAAUGAAAUAGACAAUAAAUCUGAUACUUCUAUUGAAGAAUUACCUACUUCACAUUAUGGAGAUCCUCAAUAUUCUAGAGUUCUGUCUAGAGUUCUGUCUCGUAGACAUCUGCUUUAUGAAGAUGCUGAUUCUAAUGAUACAGUUAGAUGGUAUAAUAAUUCUUCAACUCCUUAUCAACCAGGUCAUAGUAGAGUUAUUCAAACUCCUACUUACAAUAGAUCAUCUAGUGUUAUUAGAUCUUCACUCAAUACUCAUAAUAAAGAAAAUAGAGUUCCUCCUCCUCCUCCUAAUUUAUCGUAUAUAAGAUCUCCUACAAAGUUAUCACCUACAAAGGAACCCUUAAGCUAUAGAUCUUUUUCGAGAUCACCUUCUCGAUCUCCUACUAGAGAUCCAAUAUCAUUUAGAUCUCCUUCAAGAUCUCCUACCAGAAUAAGAUCUCCUUCACCUACUAAAGGUAGAAAUCCAAAUUUAUCUUAUACAUCUUCACCUAUUAGAGGUGGAACUACUUAUGUAAAGAAUGUGCCACCUCAAUCGCCAACACAUCAUCCUGGAUGGCGAUAAAUAACUCGAGAAUUAAUAAUUAAUAAUUAACAAUAAUCUAAUAUCAAAAUAUA